This is a messenger RNA of Gilbertella persicaria, 784 nucleotides long. RefSeq names its product ubiquinol-cytochrome C reductase hinge domain-containing protein. Gene Ontology annotation, biological process: mitochondrial electron transport, ubiquinol to cytochrome c. The record is from RefSeq and is a predicted model, not a curated record. Lineage: Eukaryota; Fungi; Mucoromycota; Mucoromycetes; Mucorales; Choanephoraceae. The transcript has 4 exons. The coding region runs from base 72 to 389 and encodes 105 amino acids.
UUUAUUUUCUCUCUUUUUUUUUUCGAUUACAUUCAUAUAAACCCCACUCUACCUUUCCAUUAAUUAUCAACAUGGGUCUUUCCGAAUUCUUUUCCAGCUUCAUUCCUACCGUUUAUGCUGACGAAGAACCUCAAGAAGAACCUGUCGCUGAAGAAGAAGUCGAAGAAACCGUCGUAGAAGAAGAAGAGGAAGAAGAAGAACCUGAGGAUCCUAAGGAAGCUAUCUUUGAAGAAUGCACCAAGGAAUGCUCUGCUUUGAAGAAGCACCUCGAUGAAUGUAACGAACGUGUUGAAAAUGGUUCCAGUGAAAACUGUAUUGAAGAAUUCUUCCACUUUAUGCACUGUGCUGAUGAAUGUGCUGCUCCCAAGAUCAUGGCUGCUACUCAAUAAAUUCAGAGCAUAUCAUAAACACGACCUUUAAUUUAUAAAAAAGAGAAAAGUUAGAAGCAUUUGUAUAUUUUUUUUUCCUGCAAAAGAAAAGAGAAAAGACGGGUAUAUAGUAUGUGCAUUGAAAAGGGAUUGUUUGAUGGAUUUAAAUGCUGGACAGGUUGAGGGCUGACGUUGACAAUAGCAUGUCAUUAGAGAAUAAGGAUUGUUUGUUUUAGUCAUUAUGUUGACUCUUCCAAGCACUUUUUUUGUAUUCGAGAUAGGGAUUAUUUGCAUUUGAGCAUACUAAUGAUCGCUCUUUCAAUAGGUGACACAUGAGUUGAAUCAAACAGAACUAUAAUGCUUUUGACGAUAUUGCCUUAUGAUGUUGGCUAUCAUGAAUAAAACAGUUGCUGUAG